Messenger RNA from Melospiza melodia melodia, 3317 nucleotides. Its product is annotated as lactosylceramide 4-alpha-galactosyltransferase-like. The transcript is spliced from 3 exons. Gene Ontology annotation, molecular function: galactosyltransferase activity. The coding region runs from base 280 to 1371 and encodes 363 amino acids. The record is from RefSeq and is a predicted model, not a curated record. Gene Ontology annotation, biological process: glycosphingolipid biosynthetic process. NCBI's taxonomy places the organism in Eukaryota, Metazoa, Chordata, Aves, Passeriformes, Passerellidae.
CGGGGCUCGGGUCCAUGCCGAGGGGUCUCCCUGACCCGAGCUGAGCCGAGCUGAGCUGAGGGGCGGCCCCGGAGGGACAUCUCGGUCCCGUCCGGCGCUGCGGGACGGAGCCGCGCUCUCGGCGAGUUGCAGAAGGAAUGUGAAGUCUGCUAGAGGGACAGAAGGUCGGUAGGGAAGGAGCUGGAAGGGAGUUCAGAGAUCACUUUGAGACAACCCAGAAUUAAUUUCUGCAUCUGGCUACAGGCUGUCUCGGGAGAGCAGGCUCUGGCUGGAGAGAGAAUGCUCAGGACGUCCAGCUGCAUCCUAAAGCUGACCAGGGUGGUGCUGAGCCACAAGCCCUGUGCCCUUUUUACCCUCAUCUUUGUGUUUGUAGCCCUUGCCUACCACAAGCUGUACUGGGGCAUUGGGGAGGACCCAAAGAGCAGCGUCCCCACCUCUGGCUUGUCUGCUGAGAUGAGCUGUGCUCACUAUGUGCCUUCUGCCCUCAACAUGGCUGGUGGGCCCUCUCCUUCCACAGGAAAUGUGUUUUUUGUGGAGACCUCGGAGCAAACUGCCCCAAGUUACCUGUUCUCGUGCUCUGUGGAGUCAGCAGCCAGGACACACCCUGCAUCAAGAGUCGUGGUGCUCAUGAAAGGCUUGGCCAAAGAGAAUGUCCGCUUGCCCAAGCACUGGGCUUUCUCCUUGCUCAGCUGCUUCCCCAACGUGGAAAUCCUGCCUCUGGACCUCAAAGAACUCUUUUCUGGAACACCUCUGAAAAGAUGGUACUUAUGGCCUCUACGGCAGUGGGAGCCUCAUUUUCUACCCAACCUCUCUGACGCCUGCAGAAUUGUCCUCAUGUGGAAAUUUGGUGGCAUCUACCUGGAUACAGACUUCAUUGUGCUUAAGAACUUACAGAACCUCACCAAUGCCCUUGGCAUUCAGGAUGACCAUGAACUGAAUGGAGCCUUUCUGUCCUUUGAGGCCAAGCACAAAUUCAUGGAGCUUUGCAUGCAGGACUUUGUGCAGAAUUACAAUGGCUGGGUCUGGGGGCACCAAGGCCCAGAGCUCCUAACUCGUGUCUUCAAGAAGUGGUGCUCCCUCGGGACUAUCAAGAGCAUGAGCUGCAAAGGUGUGAGUGCUCUUGCCCAAGAAGUUGUUUAUCCUAUUCCCUGGCAGGACUGGGAGCAGUUGUUUGAGGCAGUCAGUGCCUUGGAGCUUCAGAAACUCCUUAAGAACACCUAUGCAGUGCACAUAUGGAACAAACUGAGCCACGGGACCAAGUUAGAGAUCCCCUCCCAGGCUCUGCUGGCUCAGCUCUAUUCCCAGUUCUGCCCUGCCACCUACGCAAAGAUGAAGCAGGACUCUGAAGAGUUGUCAAGGCGUGCAGUGUGACCUGGGGGCCCUUGGCUGCAGGGACAUUUCCCCAGUCCUGUGGGAAACCGAGUGCCUUUGACCUUCCCCAGAGUGGCUUUCUACGCCCCAGAGCAGCUGUGUGACUGCUCUGUGGUUCUGUACCUGACAUUGCUGAUAUCUGCCUCUGAUCCCCUGUGUUUCAAAUUUACAGCAGAACCUGACUGCAGCCUCUCUUGCUGUCCUAUACAAGACCUGUUGCUGCAGGGAAGGUUGUACUCCCUCAGCAGCAUCUCUUAGCUGGUCCAUUCUUGGUGUUCCCCAGUGGCUCCUCCUGUGAAUCCCAGCCUGAGCAGCCCCUGGUGAUGUUUCCACAGCUGUCGGGAUCAUUGGCUUGCUCUCUGUAGCAUUUCUGACUUUGUGAAUCACUGCCAGUCAGUGACAGAGGUCACAGACUGCUGGGGCUCAGAUCAGAAUUCCCUGGUUGGCAAAGAUCCUUAACAUGUGGGAAAAUAGAUGAAGUGCCUAUGAAAUUUGCUUUAAGAAGCAGAUAACUGUUUCGAUCCGUGUGUGGCUCACUGUGAAGUUGUUCUAAACUUCUGUAGUGAGAGAAGUUCAAAUUAUGCUUCCUACAGUUUCUAAAUCCACAGCAGUGGCAUGACUUGUCUGGGACUCCUCAGGAAACAAAAGAGACAAAAGCUGUUCUUCAAGGAGCAGAAAUUAUGAACGUCCUUACUCUGCUGAAGUAGCUCUUGUGGAUACCAACAUCUAAGCAGCCAUUGUCACACUCUGAAGGGGCUCAGCACUUCUUGUUUCUGCAGUGCUGUGAGGAGGAUUACAUCCCUUUCAUUGGAAUACUGAGCCCCAUGUGGAAGUCUAGAGGAUGACAUUUCUCCAUCAACAGAGGGACCAAGUGCUGACCUUCGAGCAUCGCCUCCAGGGACAAAAACAAAAACUGUGAAGCACAUGACGGUUGGAUAAACCUCCAAGAUCAGGGAGUGCAACCUUCAAUUCACUAUCACCAUACCCACAAACCUGUACCCCAAAGUGCCAUGUGUUCUCAUUUUUUGGAGCACUUCCAGGGAUGCUAACUCCUCCACUUCCCUGGGGAGCCUGUGGCACCCGGUGCUUAAGCUUUCUGGAUUUUUUCCUCAUGGCCAAGCUGAACCUACUGUGGUGCACAGAGUGCUGCAGCCAGCUCUGGGAUCCCAGCACAGGAAGGACAGGGUGCUGUUGGAGCCAGUGCACAGCAGAGACACCGAGGAGAUCAGAGGGAUGGAGCAGCUCUGCUGGGAGGAAAGGCUGAGGGAAGAGGGAAUGUUCUGCCUGGAGCAGAGAAGGCUUUGGGGUGACCUAAUCAUGGCCCUCCACUGCCUGAAGGGAGCUUAAAGGAAAGAUGCAGACUGACUCCUUGCAAAGGCCUGCAGUGACAGGACAAGGGAGAAUGGCUUCACAGUGACAGAGAGCAGGUUUAGGUUGGAUAUAAGGGAGACAUUCUUCCCUCUGAGGGUGCUGAGGCUGUGGCACAGGGUGGCCACAGCAACUGUGGCUGCCCCUGCAUCCCUGGAAGUGUCCAAGACCAGAUUGAAUGGGGCUCCUAGCAACCUGGGAUAGUGGGAACUGUCCCUCUCCUUGGCAGAAGGAGUAAAACAAGAUGAUCUUUAGUGUCCCUUCCAUUCCAGACCAUUCUAUUCAUUUCCCCUCAUCCUGUCCCUUGUUCCCUGGGAGCAGAGCCUGGCCCCCAGCUGGCUGCACCCUCCUGUCAGGGAGGUGUGAAGAGCAAUACAGCUCCCCUGAGCCUCCUCUUCCUCCAGGUUAAACACCCCCAGCUCCCUCAGCCGCUCCUCAUCAGACUUGUGCUCCAGCCCCUUGCCCAGCUCCGUUCCCCCCUCUGGACACGCUCCGGCCCCUCAGUGUCCAUCCUGCAGUGCCAGGCCCAGCACUGGACACAGCCCUUGGGGUGAGGCCUCCCCAGUGCCCACAUGUGG